UAGCCUUCAUACUGGCUACGUCCUUUUUUCCCUGUCCCUCAAGUGAUAUAAAGCCACCAAGGUGCUCCUCACAUAUCUUCAAUUUCCACUCCAACUCAAGCUAUCUCAGAGCCCCUGUCAUCGACCGUGCUGCCAUUGCUUUUUCCGGCGCCCAUUCACAUCGCGACAAAUUUGAGUACCAACAUCCAUCCUCCUGCACAAUGUCAUUCAAUCGAAUCGCUGUCUAUGGUCAUCGUGGCUGGGGCAGUUCCAACAUUGUCGACGCGUUGAUUGCUUCGGGGGCGCCAGUCAAGAUCCUGUAUCGCCACGGCUCGGACAUCUCGAGCCUUCCUGACCACGUCGCCAAGGUUGAGGUAGACGUCGAUGAUGAGGCUGCACUUAUCGAGGCUCUGCAAGAUACUGACAUUGUGGUAUCUCUUGUUGGACAUGAAGGUGUCCGUAGGCAACACGGAUUCGUCAAGGCCAUUCCGAAGACAAACGUCAAGCUGUUCUCGCCUUCAGACCUUGCAGCACGUUACGACGAGCAAGGCCUGAGAAUCGGUGUCAACAAAGAGAAAGACGAGGUCGAGAAGGCUGCCAGAGCCGCCGGAAUCCCGACGACUGUCGUGCUCGUGGGCAACUUUGCCGAAUUCGCCCUCAACACGCCGGGCAUGGGUGUGGAUUUGGCCGGGAACAUGAUCACACACUCCGGCAACAGCGCAAAUGAGAAGCUGAACCUCUGCACGAGAAAGUACGUGGCUGCAGCCUACUCCUCCAUUUUCGCGGCCACGCCUAUCUCCCAGCUCGAAAACCGUGCCAUCACCCUCUGCGAGCUGGCACCCACAGGAAAGGAGAUCGAAGCUGCACUGGAAGCGAGGCACGGCGUUGCGCCGCAGGUCUCUACCCACAGCCUCGACAAAGUCAACGGCGAGGUAGAGGGCGGCCUUCAGUCCGGCAGCCCCUUUGCCUUGGCUUGGUACUGCCGCAAGAUCUGGGCCACAGGUCAGCAGUGCCAGAUGGUGGGAACCGACUUUUGGGAGGUCGAUGGUUACGACAAGGCAACCCUUGAGGAUCUAGUUGUCAGGGGAAAUCUGGAGGCCUAUCGGGAGAUGCCGCCACAGGUCGCUGCGUAUUUCAGGCAGUGCUUCUAAGAUGAAUACAAAUGAAUAAGAAUGGCAUUCGGC
This is a messenger RNA of Colletotrichum destructivum, 1163 nucleotides long. Its product is annotated as Putative NmrA-like domain, NAD(P)-binding domain superfamily. Lineage: Eukaryota; Fungi; Ascomycota; Sordariomycetes; Glomerellales; Glomerellaceae. Bases 201 to 1130 code for a protein of 309 amino acids. The transcript has 4 exons. The record is from RefSeq and is a predicted model, not a curated record.